GAAAUGACUACCGUUCGAGGCUUUGUGGUCUGGGAGCUUGUGAAGAAGAACAACUGCUUCUUGAUAAAACAGUUCCGCAACAGCAACGCCAAGCUGCGGUUCAGCAAGGAGUCCAACAACCUCUACAAUGUCAACUCCUACAAAUUCUCAAGCUUGGCGAACAGCAAGACCGUGGCGGUCCAGCCAUCAGCGGGAGAGGACAAGGCUGUUGUCCGGUCCACGACCAAGACCAAGAAGCAGAACACCCCUGCCAAGCUCCAGCACAAGACUCUGAUGCGCAAGGAGUUCCGCAAGAUGGCCAAGUCUGUCAAGAAUUAG
This is a messenger RNA of Triticum aestivum (bread wheat), 318 nucleotides long. Its product is annotated as 60S ribosomal protein L28-2-like. Gene Ontology annotation, molecular function: structural constituent of ribosome. Gene Ontology annotation, biological process: translation. NCBI's taxonomy places the organism in Eukaryota, Viridiplantae, Streptophyta, Magnoliopsida, Poales, Poaceae. Bases 4 to 318 code for a protein of 104 amino acids. Gene Ontology annotation, cellular component: ribosome. The transcript has 2 exons. The record is from RefSeq and is a predicted model, not a curated record.